Lonchura striata (white-rumped munia) is the source of this 1615-nucleotide messenger RNA. RefSeq names its product heat shock factor binding protein 1 (gene HSBP1). Gene Ontology annotation, biological process: cellular heat acclimation. NCBI's taxonomy places the organism in Eukaryota, Metazoa, Chordata, Aves, Passeriformes, Estrildidae. Gene Ontology annotation, molecular function: transcription corepressor activity. The record is from RefSeq and is a predicted model, not a curated record. Gene Ontology annotation, cellular component: nucleus; cytosol.
GAAGUGGAGCCGCCGCCGAGCACCAUGGCCGAGACCGACCCCAAGAGCGUCCAGGACCUGACGGCCGUGGUGCAGACAUUGCUCCAGCAAAUGCAGGACAAGUUUCAAACCAUGUCUGACCAAAUAAUUGGAAGAAUCGAUGACAUGAGCUGCCGCAUCGACGACCUGGAGCGCAACAUCGCCGACCUCAUGAUGCAGGCGGGCGUGGAGGAGGUGGAGGGGGAGAACAAGACCCCAGCCUCCAACAAGGGCUAAAGUUGCCCACAACUGAAGUCAAAUAAUGGAAGAUUACUUUUUCUUUUUUUCUACAAAUCGUUGGAAUUAAAGAAUGGCUUUUUGCAACUCCAGUGUGUGAAAGCAAUUUUAUAUUGUUACAGAGCUUGCAUUCUUAAUGUACAUUGUAUAGUUGGGGUAGGGUAGUUUCUAUUUUGGUCUGUGUACUGUAAUUUCACUUUUUGAAUUCUUGUAACAAGGAUCACAUGGUUGUGUUAUUAAAACACAGAUCUUAUGGAUCUCAACUCCUGGGUGUAGUUUUUUGUGGAGUCACUUUUUUCUCUUUCCUGUACUUUUCUAGAUGUUUCAUGUUUGAUAGCUCAGCAUUUAGUGACUCCCUCCAAACGGGAAUCUUGCCUUGUCCUACAUGAGUUUGUGGAGUGAAGCACAAGAUUGAAACUUAAUUAAUUGCAUUCAUUAUAGCUCUGAGCAUCAGGCACUCACUAGUUGAGGAUUGUGUUGUCUUUCAUACAUGUAAUAACGGUGAUUUUUGGAAAUGAGACACUGAACAUCAAAACCAUCUCUCCUGCUGCUGGUGUUACCUGAGCUGUGUGUUCCUGGAGCAUCACGGAAAUGCAAAUUUACCAUGGGAGACAUCUGAGCAACCACUGCCACCCCAAGCUGUGACACCUGGGCAGACAAGGAACUUUAACAGAGCAACCUCACGUGGGACUGAAGGUUUCUAACUCUCUCUGGCAUUAUUGUGGUCAGUAACUGGGAUUGAUGCUGGACAGAGCAGGGAUGGCAUUGUGGGAAUCUCUGUGGGGUUUUCAGUGGGAAUCACUGCCUUGUUGGACACAACAUUUGCUAGCAAAGCAGUGAUGCAUGAGGAACAAAAAAGGAGAGAAGCCAGGUGGAUUUUUACAGCCUUGCUUCUCUCAGAAUAACAAGUUCAAAAUAAUUGAUUUUUUUAAUUUGCUUUUCUAGUCAUACCCACAUCUUUGGGCCUGGAGUAUGUAUUACAUUUUAGCCAUGGAAAGUGUGGGAGAGCCUGUACUGUGUCACUUGUGAAGAAAAACGACCAAUGUCAGCUAUUCCUGACAAUCACUGCAAUGCUCCUCCAGCUUCAAAUGCAAAUUUCAGCAAGCACUAGUGGCAGGCAGCAGUUGCAGGUGGACCACACUUCAGCUGCUCCUUAAAUGCCACCAAAUUAAGCAUUUGAGUGCUGUGAAGGCAAUAUGACAGGUCAUUUUUCCAAACUCACUGUAAUAAAAGCUCAUAAUAACGGGGGGAAUUUUGUGAACAUGAGAAAUGUAUCAAUAUACACUUGUAAUACCAGCCUUAGGUCCUUUGUAAUGUCAUUUCAAAAAAAAAAUCUAAUAAAUGGUUAUGUGGUAACAAA